AGGCAGAAUAUGCUUAUCGUUUAAAUUUUUGUUGUUGUGUCUGAUUCUAGUCAUUUUCCUCGUAGAAUCGCUCACAUAAUUCAGUUUUUCGUUUAAUGUUGAUGAUAUUUUAUUAACAUACUCUCUUAUGGUAGAAAUUUAUUCCAAUCCGUGGAGUUCGGUGAUACAUUUGUAUCUGUUUUUAAUAGUUAUUAAUCGAAUAUUAUUAUUGGUAUAGUUGAAGUGGCCUUAAGGGUGUCGGUUUUAGGUGACACCAUACAGGAGCGGCAUAUGCACAUUAAAGGGUAGAACCUGCCUUAAGUGCCUUAUCUGUAUGGCGGAGCAUGGUGACUCGGCCUGAAGGAAAACAACUUUUUUUUGCUAUACAGCAGUUUUAUAUAAAUUUCCAUAAAAUAUGUUACAACGUUAUAUAUACAAUGUUUAUGUGUUUCUUAAAGAAUAAUUUAAAGACUAGUACCUAGCUCGAUGUUUUAUCUAGUUUCGAAAUAUGGCUGGUUAUUUACAUAGGUAUUUAAGAAAGAGUGUAAAUUUUUACUGAGGCAUGUCGAGUGCUUGAAGGAAAACAACUGUCGCUCAGCAACCAAUAUCUAUGGAAUCACAUUAGUUUCGAUAGGAUCCCUAGCGGUAGUAACUGUUCUGGUCAUAUUUUUGGACACCUUGAAAUACAUAAUGAAGAACUCAUCGUCGAGAGUGAAAGCUCAUUCUGCUUUCAUCACUGGCGUAUAUCCGGUGAUAUCAGUGGCAACUUUUUUUGUUAUUUUGGUUCCUAGGGCACAUUUACUAGCCGAAGCCUUAACUCAAGGAAUGUUUAUGUUUGGCAUGUACCAAUUAUGGUGUCUUUUCGUAUCCUACUGUGGUGGUGAAGCAGAAUUAGUACAAAAAUUAAAACCUGGUACUUUGACCCUGAAAGUUGGUCCAUGUUGCUGUUGGCCUUGUUGUUUUUGUCUACCAACACUCAAUGUGGAGAAGAAAACAUUACAUUAUUUGAGGAUAUUAGUUCUCCAACUUCCUAUAGUUCAAGGAUUUGUUUAUAUGAUCCUUUUAGUCAUGUGGGCAGAAAGAGAGAGCUUGUACCAAGUCAAUUACAUGUACCUCCAGCCUAUUAUAAUAGUCUCCAUAUUGAUGGGCAUUUGGGGAAUGUUGAUGACAAUUAAUAUUCUGAAGAAUGUAUUAGAAGAUGAAUUCAAAUUGACCCAGAAAUUUUUGGUAUUACAGCUAGUUUUGAUUUGUGCCAAAUUACAGGGGUUGAUAACAAGGGCUUUGGUAUGGACUGAUGUUCUUCCCUGCAAGCCACCUAUUACACCUACAGUUUACGGGAAUUUGAUACAUAACACUUUAAUGAUUGUUGAAAUGGUACUGUUGUCCUUUGUUGCCAAUAAAUUAUAUAAGAGAGAACUGCCACAAAACAGAUUGAAAGAGAUUAAGACUGUAGGUACAUCUAUGGAUUUUCAUAAUAAAUUGAAAAUAACCACGGGCCAAAUAAACAAAGGUGCAGAUCUUAGUGAUUUAAUAUAAAAAUAAGUGUAAAUACAUCAAUAAAACCUUAAACUAAA
Harmonia axyridis is the source of this 1553-nucleotide messenger RNA. Its product is annotated as organic solute transporter alpha-like protein. Gene Ontology annotation, biological process: transport. Gene Ontology annotation, molecular function: transporter activity. The record is from RefSeq and is a predicted model, not a curated record. Lineage: Eukaryota; Metazoa; Arthropoda; Insecta; Coleoptera; Coccinellidae. The transcript is spliced from 6 exons. Bases 670 to 1515 code for a protein of 281 amino acids.